UCCAGGCAUUUUACACAGGCUCUAAAAGCACUACCCGAAUAAGCACUCCAACUAUAAACCAUGGCAAGCGGUAAAGUAUGUUUCCUGGCAACUCUGUGCUCCCUGGUCAUCCUGUCAACCUUUAUCGGCAGCACACAGUCAGCGAGCUGCUGCCUGAGGUACACCAGUCGUCGAUUGCCAUGCCAACGGCUGCUCGACUACACCGUCCAGACGAUUAAAACUUCCUGUGACAUCAACGCUAUUAUAUUCCACCUCCCAGGAAGGUUCGUGUGUGCUGACCCUUCAAGCAUCCGUACUCAGAGAGAGAUGAAAUGUGUGGAUGAAAGGAGGAAGAAGAACCGUAAGAUAAUAGCAAACCGAACCUGAGGCCACGACACAUGAGCUGUAUACGGAAGUUACUGUAUGAAGGAUAUAACUAAUAUUUAAAAGCCUUCGUACACCGAAGUACCCUGAUAGGGAUUAUCAUGUCAUUUUGUUAAAUUAUUAUAUUACAUCUUAUUAUAUAAGAUUGUGUGUUUUAUAAACAGGUAGUAAAUUGUACACUGAAGGUGCAGAGCAUCAUUGGAGAAGUAUAUUUUUGUAAAGACAUUUUAGUAAAGAGGAAUUGAGAGUAAAAGUUUGAAUUGUAAUUUAUAUUGUUAAAGGAUUAAUAAAAACAGAGAUGUUUAAUAAUGCAUUUGUCUGAGUUUCAUAACAUUCAGCAUAUCCACAUGUUACAUACCACCCUUUUUAAUAAAAACAAUUAUUAUAUCUGCUGCACAUUCUAAAUGUUAUCCUAGUUUACAGUGUUAAAUGCGUAAACCAAAGGUCAGAAUUUCAAAUAGGGUGCAAAGAAUCAAGAGGAGCACAAUACAGUAGACAUAAUAUAACAGUAGAUAAAUCACAACGACAAGAGAAUAGAGUUGAAAAAUCAGUUUUCUGAUAAUUAAUAAAGUAAAUAGGCAUAAACGAUAAAAACCCAUUUGAAAUAUAAGAUUU
Molecule: messenger RNA, 978 nt
Organism: Trematomus bernacchii (emerald rockcod)
Lineage: Eukaryota; Metazoa; Chordata; Actinopteri; Perciformes; Nototheniidae
Product: C-C motif chemokine 20-like
Exons: 4
Coding region: 61-366 (101 amino acids)
Biological process (GO): lymphocyte chemotaxis; monocyte chemotaxis; cellular response to type II interferon
Cellular component (GO): extracellular region
Molecular function (GO): chemokine activity; CCR chemokine receptor binding
Source: RefSeq, a predicted model, not a curated record